Molecule: messenger RNA, 2004 nt
Organism: Neopsephotus bourkii (Bourke's parrot)
Lineage: Eukaryota; Metazoa; Chordata; Aves; Psittaciformes; Psittacidae
Gene: NUP50
Product: nucleoporin 50
Exons: 8
Coding region: 36-1256 (406 amino acids)
Biological process (GO): protein import into nucleus
Cellular component (GO): nuclear pore
Source: RefSeq, a predicted model, not a curated record
UAGCGCAUGUUUUCUAGCCUUACAGGUGUGAAAAAAUGGCAAAGCGAAUUGCAGAGAAGGAACUGACUGACAGAAACUGGGAUCAGGAGGAUGAAGCUGAGGAGGUGGGAACAUUCUCAGUAGCUAGCGAAGAAGUCCUGAAGAACAGAGCUAUUAAAAAAGCAAAGCGACGAAAUGUUGGAUCAGAGUCUGAAAGUGGAGGAGCUUUUAAAGGUUUUAAAGGCUUUGUAUCGCCUUCUGGAAAAGGAGGAGUUGGCUUCAGCGGAUUUGGUAAUGGUGCAGGAAUAAAGCCUUUAGAAGGGUUGUCUAAUGGAAGCAGUAGCGUCACUAGCGCUCCUUCUUUCACCAGUUUAAAGACCAGUUCUGAAACACAAACACAAUCAGCAUUUGGAUCCACAAUGUCAAAUGGUCCCACUACUACUGCAUUUACUGAGAAAAAGGCUGCAAGCCCCAAAACUAAUGGUGGCAAUCAACCAUCAUCAUCUGGCUAUGCUCAGAGUAAAGCUUGUAGCUCUAGCAUUUACCACAAACAGUUAGCAGGUUUAAACUGUUCGGUGCGUGACUGGAUAGUUAAGCAUGUAAACACAAACCCACUGUGUGACCUAACACCCAUCUUCAGAGACUAUGAGAAGUACUUAGCAAAUAUUGAACAGCAACAUGGGAGCAGUAGUGAUAGUGGCUCUGAAAAUGAAAGCAACAAGACACCUGGCACUCAGUCUGUUUCUGCAUUUGGGAAUGCAAAGCUACAGCAAGGAUCAACGUUUUUGUUUAACAACAAAACUGAGGAUACCUUGGACAAAACCCCUGAAGCUGCAUCAGAAAGAAAAGACCCAUCAUUAGGUGCUACGUCAACAGUCUCGUUUAAUUUUGGCAAGAGUGUCGACAGUUCUGUUUUAGGUUCCCUUGGUUCAGGAACACUCAGUAGUUUCUCAUUUUCUCCUGGGAAUUCAGGUUUGUUUGGAAAAGAUGCAAACCAGGCUAAGUCUGUCACUGGAGUAUCCACCAAUAUAUUGGAAGCUCAGACAGAAAGUGGCAGUACUGAUGAUAAAGGAGGAGAAGAGGAGGAAGAAGAGCCACCAAAAGUCAUUGUUAAUGAAAUAAAGGAGGAUGAUGCUUUCUACUCAAAGAAAUGCAAACUGUUUUACAAAAAGGAUAACGAAUUUAAAGAAAAAGGUGUAGGAACGUUACAUUUAAAACCAGCAGGAAAUGAAAAAACUCAACUCCUGGUCCGAGCGGACACCAAUUUAGUGCUGUAAUCCUUUCCUAAAAUCUCACUGUGUUGAAAAACUGAACUGCAAAGGAAGGCGAAGACUGACUUUCCCCUAAACACUACUACCGUGUUCUGAACUAUUUACCAGGUUUACAAACUGUGUGCAUCUUCUGUGGAAGCAGAUUUGAGUUUGUUUGCAACUGUUUUAAUAGACCACUAAUACUGAAGCUCUCAAACUCACUAUGUAAUUUAACAAGUUGAUGUAGAGCUGCUGUUAGUAACAUGGUGGUAGACCACAUCAGAUGUGUUGUACAAUAUGAUGAUAUAAAGUACUUAUUCUACCACAGUUUGUCCAAUAUUAAAUUAAUGUGUCUGUGUGUGUUAAAGCUAACUUCUUGCUUCUGCUUAUGAGCUCUGCGUGAUGGUCAGAAUGAGUAACUUGCAUAAGCAUCAACUAAGCACUGUGACUGGAUUCCUCAUUUGCUGCUUCUCCCUUGUCCCCUUCCCUUUUUCCUGUGUGUCCCUACUAUCACUUCAUAUUCUUCAGAGUUCUCCCUUUAAAAAAGGAGGACACAGUAUUUGCAGAGAUUUCCUCUUUCCUCAUGAGGAAAGAAAUCUGUGAGAACAGUGGCCAUGAGCAGAUGCUUAGGGAAGAGUAAAAUAAGUAUACCUGAUAUUUGUGAAUUGCCUUCUUUCCAAGUAUAAAUGUAAGUCCCUGUUUAGUAAUUAUACUAACAUCUGUCCUGCAGUAAAAACUGAAGAAUUGCUAAUUAUAUUUUUUUUCCCCUCCUCAU